AUGAUUGGGGCCCCUAGUGUGGCUCAGAGCUGCUCCAAGGGGUCCAUGGUGAUUGACAUCACUGCCCCUCCUUACCUCAAAGCCCUGGCUGAGGAGAGGUCUAUAGCCCCCUUGCAGAUGCCCCACACCACCAGCCUGGCUCCAGGUCACUCCUCAGCCCCGGCAGCUAGUGGCACAGUGAGGAGUCUACAGCCAGUGCCUACGGUUCUAUCAACAGCCUUAAAAUUGAGCCAAGAUGCUGGGAUAAUGCCAUCUGGGGCCACAGGGGACCAAGCCGAGCUAGGAGAAUUGGAUGAGGCUGUGUCCCAAGUGUCAGGAUCAAGUGGAUCCAGUGACCUAAUCAGCAAAGCCAGGGUCAUUGGCGCAACCCCGUGGAUGUACCCCAGUCCUCUGGGAGCUGAUGGCCAUGAUCAUAGGUCCCUGUCUGAGAAAGGGACUCUUCCCCAAGGCCAAACACCAUUGUUCAGGGAGGUGGCUCCCAGCCAUGCUAGUGGCAUGGUCCCUGUCCCUUUCCAGGCCCUGGGUUUAGCCACUAAGACCCCCUCAGUUUAUCAACAGGGGUCUGUCGUUCACGUCAUACCCCAAAACCACUCUCAGGGUACAGUGGCUUCUAAUGUAGUCUCAGGAUCACCCCAGCUGGCCUGUGGCAGUUCUGAGGCUUUCAGAUUGCUUUCAGUGUCUGUGGGCAGGAUGGGGAAUUCUAGUCUUCCUCAGAGGUCAGGGACUGCCAGCAUAGUCUCACAUGUGCCACCAUAUUCGUCCUCGGCUAGAAGGGCAUCGUCCAGUCCCUUCCAGACAGAAGUUGUCCCCAAUCCAUUCCAGAAAACAGUGUCUGGAAACCUGGCUCAGAGCAGCUGCUGGGACUCCAUGGGCCCUAAAAAUUCCUACAGAUCCGUGCAUGGUAGGAUUGUUCCAGAACUGCUAGAAAGUUCUGUGGCCAGGGUUAGGCCCUUCCAGUAUGUGCAAAGACAACCAUCCCAGGCCUCAGCUCGAGGUGGUGCAAACUCCACCCAUAGGCCCUCUGCAGAGGUAAGGCCCGUCAUCCGCACUGGGGAGAUGACACACUCCUCGGCCAUUCCUCCGCUGGCCCUGGGAGUUCGGAGGGCGUCUCUAGGCUACGAGUCUUCCCCGAGUGGUUCCCUGCCGCCCCUUUUUUAACCAGGAGUCACCGUGGGGAUCGCAGGACUCCUAUAGCCCCCAGAAUCCUGCCCUUAAUCACAAGGCAUCCCUGAACUCCACUAUACUCCA
This is a messenger RNA of Symphalangus syndactylus (siamang), 1248 nucleotides long. RefSeq lists its product as uncharacterized. NCBI's taxonomy places the organism in Eukaryota, Metazoa, Chordata, Mammalia, Primates, Hylobatidae. The record is from RefSeq and is a predicted model, not a curated record.